GGGAGAGGGAGAGAGAGAAAGAGCGGAGAAAGAGGGAAGGUGGAUGUCACCAUGGAAAGGAAAGAUUGGGAUGAUUAAACUCCCUUUGGAAGGGCAGAAAAAGCCAUCACGCGGAAGCAAUGAUACAACAGGUUUGUAAAUAAAGGUCAUGUGCUGCUUUAGGAGGGGAGAAAGAAGGAAAAACACGAAAUCAGCGAUACAAGGCUCGGCGCUGGGGUCGCGGUUCGUGUUCCAGGGCCACCCCCUUUCUUUCCGUAAUUUCAAAUCCAUUUCAAAUUUAGAUUCAAACACCCCCCACAAGGCGAGGGCCUUGGCCGUCUCAGAGGAUUCCGGGUAUCAUGGCCCUCCUUUUCAGCUUCUUGUAGGCAUCCCCGUGUUCCUUAAGGUACGCUUUGUGUUUGAGCUGCGCCCAUUGCAGCAUUUGCGACGCCCCCACCAGGGUGAAGAGGAAAGAGAGGGGGAGGAAAGUGAGGAGGGAGAAGCCCACCCAGGCUAGGACUUCGCAGAGGUAGUUGGGGCAGGCGAGGUAGCGGAAGAGGAAGCCGUGGGGGAUGGGCCGGGAGGGAGGGGCGCCGAUGGUGGUGGAGGGACGGAGGGAGGAGAGGAGGAGGUGGCAGUAGAGGUUGCUGACUUCGGCGAGGAGGAAGAGGAGGAG
Messenger RNA from Nannochloropsis gaditana CCMP526, 655 nucleotides. RefSeq lists its product as uncharacterized. The record is from RefSeq and is a predicted model, not a curated record. Bases 149 to 496 code for a protein of 115 amino acids. The transcript has a single exon.